CAGCUCAAGAGUCAAAGGAUGAAAGGAAAAUGAAAAGCUAUAUACAUAAUAAACACCUUUUGAUUUAUUCAGAGAUGAUCCAUGCUGGAUAAACAUUGAGAAAAUAAAAUGUAUCUAUACUUUUCAUAGACGCAUUGUGUGUAGUAUUGUACAGGGAAAUACAAAAAGUGAUAUAAAGUUAAAUACUAAAUAUAUCUACGAAGGAAUUGAACUACAAACCUUUGAUGAAACAGCCUGUGUAAGGUCCUUUGUGAAAACUUCUGGAGCCAUCUUGGUGUAAUCGGUGCAAACACCUGUGCAGAGAAUAUUUGUCAGCUUUAAUUGCAGUGAAUAUCAUGUUUCAAUAUUGUUAUAAAUUAGUCAAACAGUGCCACACAGUGUCAGUUUAUGGGAAUACAGUCAACCUGCAUCUUCUCUUACCUUUCCUACAAAGUUGAAGAGGAUACUAAAUGGAGUUUGCUGCUGGCCUGAGUAUUUGCAAACUAACACUAUACAUGUCAGCACCACCGUGACGUAGACAGCGAACAGGGUGAGGAAAUCCAUCUCACCUGGGGGCUUCAGAGAGACGAUACAACAGGCGUUACUGGUGCAAAGUCAACACGAACAGAGCUCCACACAAUGCAACACGGCAUCACAGGACACCUGUUGGGUCUGGUUGCUGACAUGGCCCGACACUCAUAUUACAGCUCUCGGUGCCGGAGAGGAAAGCUUUACUCUGGAGCUCUACAUCUAUGGAUGCUGUUUAAAAAGUCCUCAGCAUGCCGUCGUCCAACCAGGGCUGGCCUGAGGAGUUUGGCUUCCUGCUGGGCGGCAAUGGCCCCAGCUACAUCCUGUCGGUGGAGGAGGGCAGCAGCGCUCACCUGGCCGGGUUGCAGGCGGGGGACCAGGUCCUGGAGAUCGAGGGCCACAAUGUGUCAACGCUGGGCCCCCAAGCUGUCGUGGCCAUCGCCCAGACUCAGAAGAACAUCCCUCCCAGCAUCGGAGUGGUGUCCCGCAUACAGCAGAUGGACAUCAUACCGGGUCCGGACGGUCGUUUUGGGUUCACCAUCGUAGGAGACUGCCCCCUGCUGGUGGAGGACUGCUCGCCCUGCUCUCCGGCGGGCCGUGCAGGUCUGAAGGCGGGGGAUUACGUCAUGGAGGUGAACGGGAUCCCCGUCCGGCAGCACGAGACGGCCGCGGCGCUGAUCAAAGCCUCGCAGGGCCGGACGCUCCGCCUGGGGAUUCUGUGUCUCGGCCCGUGGCAGAAACACAGCAUCAGCAUAGAGGACAGUCAGGUGGGAGGAGAGGGAGCGAGGCUGGACCGCAAACACAAAGCUCUGGAGUUCAACAGGAGGGUGGAACAGAUUCUAGGUGAUGAACCCGAAGUGAAAGAGAAGCUCUUCACGGCUCUGAAGCAGUACGCAGCGGAGAAGAGAGUGGAGUGGUUGGCCUCGGUGCUGCCAGACAUCCUGAACACUGAAGAGCACCGACAGCUCAUCUCCAACAUCCGAAUCUUCAUUCCCAAGAAACACCGGCAGCGUUUCGACGAGUCCGUGUCCCAGAACGUGAUCAACCGGCUCUGUCGCAGCAAGAGCAUCAGCGAGCCGCAAGGAAGGAUCCGGAGGAGUCGGAGCGAGGAUCAUUCGGACCGGCACCACGGGUCCAAACGGGCCAGCUCGGUGCCAAGAGAUGGGGAACCAGGGGGGAAAGGGGAGACGGAGAGGGAGAGGGACCGGGGGGUAAGGAAGUCCAGCUCGGGGAUACCGCCACAUCCCCCCCUCGGACCCAAUCAGAGGAUCGUUCGUGUUUAUCGGGGGAAGAAGAACUUCGGCUUCACGCUGCGAGGCCACGCCCCCGUCUGCCUCGACUCCGUGAUCUCAGACAGUCCUGCGGAGGAAUGUGGACUGAAAACAGGCGACCGCAUCCUCUUCCUGAACGGACUGGACAUGAGGAACUGCUCCCAUGAGAAGGUGGUGUCCAUGCUUCAGGGCAGCGGGGCGAUGCCCACUCUGGUGGUGGAGGACGGGCCGUCUGAGUUCUCCUCAGAACAAAACGACCCAGAGGAAUCCCCGAGCCGAGCCCUCACCACCAUGCCUCGCUCCAGGUCUCCAGCCCUCAGCUCUCUGCAGUGGGUCGCAGAGAUCCUCCCCCCGAGCAUCAAAGUCCACGGGCGGACCUUCAGCCAGCAGCUGGAGCACCUGCUCACCAUCCAGGAGAGAUACACCGUCUGCAAGUCCCUGGAGACCUUCUUCCAGCACAGGAAUGUGGACACUCUGAUUGUCGACGUGUUUCCAGUGUUGGACACUCCAGCCAAACAGCUGAUCUGGCAAUUCAUCUACCAGCUCCUGACGUACGACGAGCAGGAGCGUUGCCAGGGGAAACUGUCACGCUUCCUGGGCUUCAAGAGCAGCGCCGUUUUGGAGCCUGGCGUCAGCCCGGAGCAGCUCCACCGGCGGAGCAGCUCCAUGAGGGUCUCGGGGUCGUCGUUCCGCAACCCGAUCCGAGAGAGGAGCGCUGACGACUGCAUCAUCGGGACUCACCUGGGAAUGGGAAUACAUGUGGAUGAAUCCGGGAGCCCGGAGGAGAGGCAGUCAGGAGACGGGACCUCCUUCCCCGAGUCCCCUGACCUCAACCAUAUGACAGGUGUUUACACGGAGCUGGAGAACGUUUACGCAGGAAAGAGUGUGUCGGCGCUGCAGGGCUCCUCAGGAGAGCCCGAGGGCCCGGGACAGACCGAGGCCUACGGGCGCCCGCUCUCCCCCCUCACACUCCCCCCUCUCAAAGGUAACCGUAAAUCCGGCCUCUCCCUGUCCUGGAAGGAGCCUCUCCCCACUCCGGUGUACGAGAUCCACCACCAGAGCAGCGUGGACUCCAACCCCUACGUGUGUCUGGAGAGCCCCCCCGCCUCCCCUCACUCGGACGGAGGGCCGAACACGCUGACCCGCCGCAAGAAACUGUUCACGUUCUCACGUCCGCCUCGCAGCCGGGACACCGACAAGUUCCUGGACGCUCUGAGCGAGCAGCUGGGACACCGAGUCACUCUAGUGGACGACUUCGUACACGGGGAGAACGACUACGAAGAGAUAUAUGAAGGAGGUUGUCAUGGUUUCAGAAGAAGAGGGGUGUCUAUGAGUUUCCAGGAGGACCAGGAGGUGGGCUUCAUGCCCCGGCAGCUCAGCAGCGGCAGCAGUGAGGACCACAGCAGCUCCUCCCCCUCCUCCCCCUCCUACUCCUCCGGGUCAGAACCCAUCCCUCCUCCUCCCACCCAGAGCCCCCCGCCUCCUCCACCUUUCCAGGGUCUCAUCCCGCCCCCUGUGCAAUUCACCGACCCCCUUCCUCCAGUCCGAUUCUCCCCCGAACACGUCCCCCGCAGCCGGAUGCCCUUCCAGCCUCACCACCCCAUCAUCCCUCCCCCUCCUCCCCCUCUCAGGACCCUCCUCUCCAGCCGCUCCCCUAUCCACCACCGAGAGGAAGGGGAGACAUCUCACCAGCGCUUCCAGAACACCACGUCCACGUCCACGCGCCUCUCCCACGCUCACACCACCCUGCGCCCCUCUCAGCAUUCCCGCCCCUGCUACCUUCCCCGGCAGCACAGCCAACCCCAGCCCCUCCUCCAGCCCUCCCCCCUUCCCUCCCCCCUUCCCUCCCCCCAGCCCUCCCCCCAGCCGCUGAGACCCAGCCAGCUCGUCCUGCAGAGGCACCAUCAGCUCCACCACCAGCACAGCUACCAGGGCCCGCUGCCCCCCUCCCUCCACGACCACAGCUCCUCCUCUCAGAACCAAGGCCCCCCCUCCGGAUCCUCGCUGCUCUCCAAACCUCCAGCCUCCCACUCCACCCUCCCCACUCACAGCAAAACCUAUGAAACCCCUCAGGAGGAGCAGCAGUCGCAGCAGGCACCACCGCCCCCUCCUCCUCCUCUUCCUCCCCCCUGUGAGCCGCCUCCUCUUCCCAAACCGGGCCACGCCUCGGACACAAACCACAUGAGUGUGAAGCGUCUGCGCUGGGAGCAGGUGGAGAACUCUGAGGGGACCAUAUGGGGUCAGCUCGGAGAGGACUCGGACUAUGACAAGCUCACUGACAUGGUGAAGUAUUUGGAUCUUGAUCUGCACUUUGGGACUCAACGCCAAUCCAUGUCUCCUCCAGAGCCAGCCUUCCUGCCGGAGAACUUUAAAAAGAAAGACGUGGUGGAGAUUCUGUCUCAUAAGAAAGCCUACAACGCCUGUAAGUACCACAAAAACAUGGCCGCCGCAGGUCACUCCUGCAGGCUCAGGCGUCAGGUCUCUGACACAACGGGGAAAUAGACAGAUUUAACCAGGGAUAGUCGUUUGAAGUGUGAGGUUCUUGUCCACAAAAGGAAUCAGAAAUUAUGUAUUUAUUUGGGGGAAAAGUGAGUUUUGUGACGGUUGUUGCAUUUGAGAAUUAAAUAAAAUAAAUAUAUUUAUAUGAACAUAAGAAGUAAGAAUGUGCAAUAAAAAGUUAUAGAAAAAUGAAAUAUAAAGACGUGGUGGAAUAUAUAUGAAUGUAAAAUUAAUAAAACUGUAAUAAUAAUAAAAUCUUAUUAUCUAUACAUAUAUUUUUUAUUGAUUUAAUCUUAAUAAUAAUUUUGUAAUAAAAAUAAUAUUAUAACAAUACAAAUAAUAGUUAUAAUAAAAAAGUAUAUUAAUGCUGUAAUAAUAAUAACAACAAUAGUCAUAAUAAUAAUCAUAAAAAUAAUAAUAAUAAUACUGCAAUAAUAAUAUCUUAUUAUUUUAUUUGCACAUUCUUACUUCUUAUGAUUUAAUUUUUUUUUGUUAUUAUAUAUAUUUUAUUAUUUUUAAUUUACCUGCUGACCAGUUUUCCUCCAUCGACCUGAUGCACCUCUUCAAAACAUCUUUUAAUCCUGACACUGGUCCCAAGGUUAAAUCAUCUAUUUCUUUAGUCCUCGCUGGUUCUCAUAAACCAGGUCAUUUAUUUUCACACCACCAUCUCAAAGAAACACAGUUUACAAAACACUGAACACAAACUCAGACCCUGAACUCUCUGUGUGUCACUUCUGCUCACGGUCUCUCUAUACAAAGAGACUCAAGGCCAAUCCAAACCCAAUAAUGGCUUCCCUUUCUCAACGGGGGUUUACACACACUAUGCAAUCAUCAGACAGGAUUUGUCACACACAGCUUUUGUACUGAAGGCUGUACAGAAACGUAGGCAUGAUGUGGAUGAAGUCUAUGACCUGAUGUAAAGGACGUAACUGAUGCAAAGAACAGACAUAUUUUGUUAAUUAUUUCACGUGUUUAACUAUAAUUUCACUCAAUGCACUGUGCUGAAAAAAGAAGGUUGUUUACCAAUUUGUUUUCUUGACUGAAGCGUUUUUUAUUGCAUUAUUUUGUAGACCCCUGUUCUUCAAAUGUAACUUAAAUAAUUCAUCUUUAAAAUAAUCCUCAUCAAGCUAUUUUGGCUCGAUUGAUUUGUUGAUCCCAAUUGAAAUGAUCUUGAAAAGGCGCUCUUAUUUUGAAAUUUGCCGACUACUGAUCAUUAGUGAUGUGACGUUCGAGAACGAUCCGAUUCUUUUGAACAGCUCUUUGGUACGAACGAAGGGAACCAAGUCGUACUUGGUGAGAGCCGUUCUUUUUAUCGUUAGUUCACUGCCUGCCAUAAAUCCACUCGCCUUUACGGGAACUCGCUUUCCUGAGUGCAAAUGUUCCAUAGAUGAUGGCAUGCUGCUUGAGUAGUAGUUUGGCUGGCUGAGAGAUGUAGCAAGUUAUACAUUUUCUGUGAGUAAAAGUAGAUUUCUGGCAAUACAGUCAAUCAUUAUCCUGGUGAUUAUUUCGCAGAUAAACCUAUUAACCCCGCCCCCUUAAAAAAAACGGCUCUUUUGAACGGCUCUCGGAAAGGAACGGAGCCAUAAGAUCCGGCUCCCUUCAAAGAGCCGUAAUUCCCAUCACUACUGAUCAUGACAUUCCAGUUACAUGAGGUAGGUGUGUUGGGAAGCCUCCCAGCAUGCAUUGGGGCAAAAGAUGACUUAUGGUCUGUUUUCCUGUACUGUUACUGGGGUUAUUUCGGUGAUGCAGUGCUGCACAAUGUUCCACUUUCCUCACCGUUACCUGUUGAAUAUUACGUGAGAAUGUGGUCACACUAUGAGGGAUGUUGGUGCAUGACUAACCUUCCCAAUGAGCAUGAUUUUGGUUAUAUUUAUAAAGAUAUUAUGAAUAUUAAACCUUACUGAAAUCUCUUAAGAAUCAGCUUCACUACACACACAGUUGGAGUACAAAUUCCCAUUUUAAUGUCAAAUUAAAUGCCAUGUAUUCUGUCUCCGCUGGCCUUUUUGACAGUCUUUCAAUACUUGUUUUAAUGUAUUUCUGCUCAGUUUCUUACUUUGUUUUGUAUUGUUUAUGAUAUUACUGUAUAAUUAAACAUGUAUAAUUAAAGGUAAGAAGCCCUGAGAGGCAAGUCAAAAUAAAUGCUUAUUUUAGCAUUAAUAAGAACAUUGUGUUAUACUUUCUUAACCUGCCAAAACAAGUUCAUUAUUAACACAAUAUAUUAAACAAAUAUAAUAAAUACAAGAAGGCAUUUUUUUCCCACCUGCCUCUCAGGGCUUCCGUAGAACUCUUAUUGUGAAAAACAAUUGUGAUAUUACAGCAACAGAUCAUAAUUAUUUCUCAAUAACCUGCAUGUUCUCAUCUAAAAUCCUAAUAAAAGGCGCUUUCACACCAAGUACUUUUCCCAGGAAUAAUUCCUGAACUAUCUAGUAGAUCGCGUUCACACCGGAAUAAGUCCCUGAUGGAGGAUUACGCAAAUGAAGUCGCUGACGUCACUUCUUCUUCUUCUGCUUUGGGUUUACUGGCAGGACGCAAACAACUUCACGGCGUAUACUGCCACCCGAAGUCCCGGAGCCCCCCGGAGUAAAUCGCCAGAAGCGCCGACACCUCCUCAUCUCCACCGCUCCCACGUUUUAUUUUGUGUUGCCAUAAGUUAGUCUCUCUCCGUUGGUGCGCUGGGCUAAUGCUAAUGCUAAUAAUGCUAAUGCGAGCAAAUAAAAUGGCGGCUUUUUACGGGGCGUGAUUUGCAGUUCGCCCAGCCAAUCAGAAAUUGGAACCUUUUCUUCUCCCCAUGAAAGUACCACCUCUAUAGCAGGGACUGAAAAGGGGUGAAAAGGUUCGCAAAAAGUUCUAGUUCCAGAUCUUUUUGGUGUGAACGCAAAAUCCCAAGAACUAUCGGUACUAUUCCUGGGAAAAGUACUCCGGUGUGAAAGCGCCUAAUAUCAACUCUCUUUCAUUAUACAUCUAAGAAAGAGUGCCAUGUGCAUCUGAAAAUGUAUAAAUGUACAGUCUGCAGUACAUUAUCAUGCUUCAGCUGUUUGUUUUUUUAAAUAUCUCUUGUUUGUGAAACUUAUUGACCUGCUGUAUCGUGUAGUUUCUUGUUCUACUGUAAAAUGUCUUUCUUGCUGCUAUCUUUUUAAUUCCACAUUGAUAACUGUGAUACCCUGACUUCUUCUCUUUCUUCUUCUUCUAUUUGUUAUUAGAGAAUAAAUUAAUUUCUCUUGAUAAAAA
Gymnodraco acuticeps is the source of this 7505-nucleotide messenger RNA. RefSeq names its product glutamate receptor, ionotropic, delta 2 (Grid2) interacting protein, b (gene grid2ipb). The coding region runs from base 759 to 4280 and encodes 1173 amino acids. NCBI's taxonomy places the organism in Eukaryota, Metazoa, Chordata, Actinopteri, Perciformes, Bathydraconidae. The transcript has 20 exons. Gene Ontology annotation, molecular function: protein binding. The record is from RefSeq and is a predicted model, not a curated record.